GAAACACGUACUGAGCACUUCCGUUCGGCCUCGAUCAGCUGCUUCCGGUUGUAACAUGGAUCUGGUUUAAACACGACUCUGUGAGGCAGAUCUCGUGAAGGACAGUCAUGUCUGCGUCAGUGAUCAUCAAAGAUGCUGACAUGGCAUUAAAUAAAACCAAUGAAUCUCAUACGCAUGAUGUCUCAGAUGUGUGUGUGCGCGGCCCCGGCGACGGCAUGGAGAUGCACAGGCCCCCGGAGGCCCCGCUCCCGAAGCUGGCGUCCCCGAAGCCCAGUCCCAGAUCUCCGGCGCCUCCGGGGGUCCUGCACCUGGGCAAGGUGAGCCGGGACGUGUGUGUGGAGCUGGAGUGUGUGAGGAUCGUGGUCCCCCGGGCCGCCAUCAGCCGCUGCGCUCGAGCCGGGCCCUACGCUGAGGACCGCGGGUCCCCUCAUCAUCACGGGGACGAGCCGGAGCCGGAGCCGCUGGACUACAGGAUCCUCCUGGAGAAGCUGCAGAACUCGGAGCGCCGGCUCCUGCAGGAUAAAGAGGGUCUCUCCAACCAGCUGCGGGUCCAGACCGAGGUGAACCGAGAGCUGAAGAAGCUGCUGGUGGCGUCGGUGGGCGAUGACCUUCAGUAUCACUUUGAGCGACUCUCGCGGGAGAAGAACCACUUGAUCCUGGAGAACGAGGCGCUGGGACGAAGCCACACACACACGGCCGAGCAGCUCGAGCGCAUGAGCAUUCAGUGCGACGUCUGGAGGAGCAAGUUCCUCGCUAGCCGUGUGAUGGCAGAGGAACUGACCAAUGCCAGAGCAGCUCUUCAGCGCCAGACCAGAGACGCUCAGUGUGCCAUUCAGGAUCUGCUGCGAGAACGAGACGAGUUCUCCAGAGACAUGCUGCAUACACACAGGUCUCUGGAGCAGUUGCUGGUGUCACUACAGUGGGGUCGACAGCAAACCUACUAUCCCAGCGCGCAGCCGCUCAGCACCGGAGAACUGGCCUCAGCCAAUCACAAGCUUGCGGACGCCAUUAACUCCCACCUGCUGGGGAACAUGGGCGGCAGCGGCGGCCCGAAGAAGAGCCGGAACCAGAACCAGAACCAGAACCAGUGCCAGACCUCAGAGCUCUGCAACACGCCGGCCGAGAAGAUGGCCGAGAAGGUGCUGCGGAGUCUCGACCCCAUUUCCUGUUCUGAACAGGAAGUGGACGCAUCACCGACUGACCCGCAUCAUUCCCACUUCCUGCCCAGCAAGAAGAGCAUUGGCCGCUUCCACCCGUACACGCGCUACGAGAACAUCACCUUCAACUGCUGCGAGCGCUGCCGCGGGGAGCUAACCGUGCUUUAGCCGUCAGACGCUAGCACUAAUGCUAGUGCUUCAGGUGCCGAAGACAAACCCCUCGAUCUCACACACACAACAUCAGAUUGACCUCUGACCUGACGCAAGCUCACUGUGCUGUAGCCGUCAGAUGCUA
Rhinichthys klamathensis goyatoka is the source of this 1452-nucleotide messenger RNA. It is a transcript of the gene blzf1, whose product is annotated as basic leucine zipper nuclear factor 1. The record is from RefSeq and is a predicted model, not a curated record. The coding region runs from base 108 to 1325 and encodes 405 amino acids. Gene Ontology annotation, cellular component: Golgi membrane. The transcript is spliced from 8 exons. NCBI's taxonomy places the organism in Eukaryota, Metazoa, Chordata, Actinopteri, Cypriniformes, Leuciscidae. Gene Ontology annotation, biological process: Golgi to plasma membrane protein transport; Golgi organization.